AUGGAGUAUGGCUACAGCCGCGACGCCGUGGGAUUCAAGAUACACGUGGGGGACUCGCUGAAAUUCUUCCAGUUCCAGACCUCCCACGGCAGGGAGAUCCACCAUGCCAUGCAGACGCACUUCAACGACGACAAAGCUCACCGCGACGCCAGGCGAAGGGAGUGCCAGCACAACGCGCCGAUGCUGGGGGAUGGGGGUGGGGCGGCUGGGGAUGGGGGUUUGGAGGGGGGAGGAGGAGGAGGGGGGUUGAACCAAGAAGUGGCAGCGCGGGUGGCAGCAGAGGCGAAGCUUCAGGGUGAGCUGCAGACAGGGAAGGCUUUUGAGUUGUCUCAAAGGUCUUCUCUUUUUCCCUGUGUGCUAGUACGCCCGUUCACGCCGUCCCCCUUCACCCACCAGUUGAACCAAGAAGUGGCAGCGCGGGCAGCAGCAGAGGCGAAGCUGCAGAGCGAGCUGCAGGCGGUGAAGGAGGCGCUGAGGCAGAGCGAGGUGGCGCGCGAGGAGGUGGUGGAGGAGCGGGCCAGGCUAGCCUAG
Messenger RNA from Closterium sp. Naga37s-1, 531 nucleotides. The record is from the annotation of a GenBank genome assembly. NCBI's taxonomy places the organism in Eukaryota, Viridiplantae, Streptophyta, Zygnematophyceae, Desmidiales, Closteriaceae.